Molecule: messenger RNA, 966 nt
Organism: Parnassius mnemosyne (clouded apollo)
Lineage: Eukaryota; Metazoa; Arthropoda; Insecta; Lepidoptera; Papilionidae
Source: the annotation of a GenBank genome assembly
AUGGAUUCGAUGCCGUUUAAUUAUAAUAUGGAGGAGGGGAAACCUAUAUUCACGACUGCAGGUGACACACCAGCAACAACGACUACUGAAAGUUUCGUAGCUCCCGGUAACAGAAACCAUAAUCACUCUCAAGACAGUGUUUUCUCACCGUUAGCAACACCAUUCCAGAGUCGGGUAGGCAACGAAUUGUUGAAUAUGAUGCAGCAAGAACCCCGUCCAGCGGAUACAGCACCGACCACAACAGGGAUGGAAGAAGUCUUGCUGAACCUUCGCCUCAAUAGCUCUGAAUUACUCUUUGACGACAUCGAGCACAAUACUCAGAAUUACUUCAUGAACGGCAAUAGGUCUGAGCCAGUGCCGCCGCCUCAUACCAACAUUUGGAACGAACAUUCCGGUGUAUCAGGAGCUAGAAACGGAGAAAUGGUGGACACGUUUGAUUUCCUGAUAAAAAGCUUGUCAUCUGCCAACAACUACGUGUCAAUGCUGACCAGGGAGCAGCUAUCGGUGCUUCGUUCUAUCCGCCCCAGUCUGCUCUAUGAGUUCCUGCAGGAGGUGGCAAAAGUGCGCAGUGAUAAGCGUUCCAGGCGCGCCCUGCCAAAUGAGUGUGCGUUCUGCAAAAACAACGGCGAAAAUGAGGAGUGCUAUUCGUCACACGCACUGAAGGACUGGCGCGGGCGCGUGCUGUGCCCCGUGCUGCGCGCCUUCCGUUGUCCGCGCUGUGGCGCCACCGGAGACCGUGCGCAUACCAUUAAGUACUGCCCCGAGAAUUCUGACAACGGUUUGGACCGUACUGGUGGACUGUUAUCCCGGCGCCGCAUUCCGUCGUCUACGUCAUUGUUGCUAAACGGUCCGGGGCGCAUGCCGCAGGGCUGCAACACUGCUCCGGCCACGCCAGCACCAUCGCCCUCCCCCACUACGGCAAACCUUACACACUCUUCCCUAUGGUCAACAUUUAACAUGAACUAA